Echinops telfairi (small Madagascar hedgehog) is the source of this 528-nucleotide messenger RNA. Its product is annotated as cytochrome c oxidase subunit 5B, mitochondrial-like. Gene Ontology annotation, biological process: mitochondrial electron transport, cytochrome c to oxygen. The coding region runs from base 1 to 528 and encodes 175 amino acids. Gene Ontology annotation, cellular component: mitochondrial envelope. NCBI's taxonomy places the organism in Eukaryota, Metazoa, Chordata, Mammalia, Afrosoricida, Tenrecidae. The record is from RefSeq and is a predicted model, not a curated record. The transcript is spliced from 2 exons.
AUGGUGCCAGAAGAUGUGUACCUUGGGUUGGAAGACAUUCAAAAGAUGCCUGACGAAGAGCUGCCUUCUCAUAGAACCAUCCUGGAGCUUACUGAUGAAGACGUUUUAAGGAUAUUGGAAACUCUACCGAAUAAAACAACUUCCUCAAGGUUACUUCGAGGAUCUGGAGUGUUAGCUGCUCAGACCCUGAGGGCCCGUGGCCCCAAUGGGGUAGCCACCAUGCGCAGGAUGGUGAGUGGAGGCAGCAUCCCUACGGAUGAAGAGCAGAUGAUGGGGCUGGAGAGCAAGGUCAGGAUGGCCACACGCCAAGGGCCCGAUCCAUGCAAUAUGCUUGUCCUGAUGGCAGCCGCAGGCACCAAAGAGGACCCUAAUUUAGUCCCCUCCAUCACCAACAAGCGACCUGUGGGCUGCAUCUGUGAAGAGGACAACAGUGCUAUCAUCUGGUUUGGGCUGCACAAAGGUGAUGCUCAGCGAUGCCCUAACUGUGGAACCCAUUACAAGCUGGUGCCCCACCAGUUAGCCCACUGA